This is a messenger RNA of Prosopis cineraria, 1478 nucleotides long. RefSeq names its product putative RING-H2 finger protein ATL21A. The transcript is spliced from 2 exons. Lineage: Eukaryota; Viridiplantae; Streptophyta; Magnoliopsida; Fabales; Fabaceae. The record is from RefSeq and is a predicted model, not a curated record. The coding region runs from base 110 to 1300 and encodes 396 amino acids. Gene Ontology annotation, molecular function: polysaccharide binding.
GCUCAGCUUCAAAUUCAACAUCACUCUCUUCCCCUUGUUUGUCUCAGACGCAAAACCAGGCGAGAACUAGAGCAAUAGGCAACAUCAUCGACUACUUCAUCUCUCUCAAAUGACUACCUUAUUAGCCUCAUCUCUGUCAUUAUUAUUAUUGCUGAUAAUCCAGUGCGUUAGUGGGGCUCAUGAAGUGGAGGCUUGCACUAGCAUGUCUUGUGGUGGAAUCGAGAUCAAGUUCCCUUUCGGUUUAAAGGGACACAAUCAGAGUCGUCGAUGUAGCUACCCCAGGUUCCUCGUUUCCUGCAACAAUCAGAGCCAGACCAUCUUCACGCUACCAGAAUCAGGAGACUUAGUGAUCAAAGGAAUCGAUUACGCUUCCCAAAUCCUCUGGGUUAACGAUCCCAAUCAAUGCCUUCCCAGACGGUUCUUGAAGGGUCUCACUCUUUCUAGCUCGCCUUUCCAGUUCGAUCCUGGUCUUUACAAUCGCAUCAACCUCACUUUCCUUCGCUGCCCUUCCAACUUAACAGAGACUUCCCCACUCACUCCGGUUCGUUGUCUUAACGAUCUUGCCAAUUCCUCCUUCGCUGUUACGUAUUUGUGGAUGCGAUCCAUUCCUUCGCUCUUGAAUGAAUCGUGCGAGGUCAUUAAUUCUUCUGUCCCCUAUCCGAUUUCGAACAUCGACCCGUGGCCUUUCUGGGUCGACAUCGGCGAUGAUAUACAGUUGACGUGGGGCAGGCCGAGUUGUGGUGGCUGUGAAGCUCAAGGACAAGAUUGUGGGUUCUCAAAAGACACGGGUCUACAAACAGGAUGCUUCUCUCGUUCCCAGGAAAGCUCAGGUCUUCCAAGGGGUGUCAAGUAUGGGCUAACAAUAGGAGUGGGAAUACCUGGAUUCUUGUGUUUGAUUGGGCUAGGUUGUUUCAUGUGUGGCAAGAUACGACGUCGUCGCAAUCCCAGGCCCAGCAUAGACCUUCCCAUCUCAUCAUUUAUGGUCCAGUCGAGCCCAUUUGGAACGGGCCUGGAUGGGUCCACAAUAGAAAAGUAUCCCAUGACUCUUCUUGGCGAGAGCAGGCGGCUACCCAAGCCCAGCGAUAAUAUUUGCUCCAUAUGCCUGUCGGAGUAUGAGCCCAAGGAGACCUUGAGAACCAUACCCGAUUGCAACCAUUAUUUCCAUGCACACUGUAUAGAUGAAUGGCUCAAGAUGAAUGCCACGUGUCCCGUUUGCCGGAAUUCUCCCACGCACACACCUUCUUCUAUCUCAACUUCAUCAUCUAUGUCUCCUUCUUCUUCCUUAUCCUCUUCACACUAGAUAAAUUCAUGUUCUCCCCCAUUGAGAUUUGAGAUACACGCAAGCAUGUUACUAUUUGUAAUAUAUACCACACGAAAUAUACCAUAGUUUAUGUGUAGAUGAUUUUCUUUUUUUCUUUUUUCUUGUAUACAUCUAUUUUUUUAUUAGCAACAAUCAUAUUAUACAUAUAAUCAGAUAA